UUGACGGUCUGACAUUCAUCACGUGCUUCACGCUAAGUAAACAAUGAAACAUAGAAUGGGAGAUAGUAGAUACCAGUAAGUGAUAAGUUGACCGGGAAUCGUUAGUGCCUAACUCAAUAUGAUUCCAUAUCAAGUAGUAACAGGUACAACUGUGCUAGUAGGAGUAGCAACAGCGGUUGCGUUAGUAUAUCUCUAUCAAAAGAAAAAGAAAGAAAUUAUUCCUUGGUCCUGGGAAGAAGUUGGCACUCUGAAGCAGUUAUAUUUAUAUCCUUUGAAAAGUGGACAUCGUGUGGAAUUGAUAAAAGCCGAGUGUACAGAAUUUGGUCUGAAGCAGACAGAAGAUGAUGAAAAAUUAUUACAGAUGAGAGACAGAGGUUUGGUUGUCUACACAGAAAAAGAUAAAGAAUUCCGUUCGGCACGAACUUAUCCGAAAAUGGUGCUCAUCGACGUUGGGGUCCAUGAUGAAAACCAUUUGGCUGUAGAUGCCGCCACUAUGAGAACUUUGUAUGUCGAAAUACCCACCAAAAACGAAUCAAAUGAAAUCACGAUCACGCUCCACAAAGGAGAAAAACUGCAAGCUAUCGAUUGUGGAGAUGAAGCAGCUCUGUGGUUUUCGAGAUAUAUUCUGGAGAAAGACACAGGAUUACGUCUUGGUUACCACGAUGGCAGUUACCGAAGGGACCUAACGAAAACCCACAAAACAUUACUUGAUUUUUAUAAGAACCUCACAAAUGACUCUACUGGGCUGUAUUCUGACUUGACAAGUACGAACUUGAUAAACCAAGCCUCGGUCAACGACUUGAAUACAAAACUCACCAAUUCGAAUGUUACUGUAAAUAAUUUCCGACCAAAUUUCGUAGUUGACGGCCCUUCCAUCCAGCCUUACGAAGAAGAGACGUGGCAAUGGGUGAAAAUUGGAGAUGUUGUUCUGAGAAACGUCAAGGAGUGUACCAGAUGUAUCAUGACAACCAUUGAUCCAGACAGCGGUGCCAAAAAUUCUGAAAGGGAGCCUCUAGAAACUUUGGAAACAUACCACAUAAGCAAUGGACCAUUUCCCUUACCGGUAAUGGGUAUAGGACUGGAAGUUAGAAAAACUGGAUUCGUUUCCGUUGGAGAUAAAGUGUUGGUGUCAAAAUGAUGUAAAUGAAUCAUUAAGUUGAUAGUCUAAGUUAGAAAAACAAUCGAAUGUCCUGGAACAGAUCUAAGGCUCAGAAACAAAAUCGAUCAUUUGAACAAGAGUGGCAUAUUCCUAUUAAUUUCCAUUGAAAUUAUUCAAAUUAAGGAAUAUCGUAAUUAUAUAUUAUUGUUAUAUAUUUAAGCAGUCAAUUGACAUAAAAAAUGUAAUUUAAAAUAAAUAAUUUAGUCAAAGUUACGUAAUAGUUAGAUUUUCCAAUGUGUUGACUUAUCCUC
Leptinotarsa decemlineata (Colorado potato beetle) is the source of this 1410-nucleotide messenger RNA. Its product is annotated as mitochondrial amidoxime-reducing component 1. The record is from RefSeq and is a predicted model, not a curated record. Gene Ontology annotation, molecular function: catalytic activity; pyridoxal phosphate binding; molybdenum ion binding. Lineage: Eukaryota; Metazoa; Arthropoda; Insecta; Coleoptera; Chrysomelidae.